AUGGAUUCACGAACUAAAUUAUUUCAUUGUGAUGUAUGUUCCACUGACUGUACCAAUCGUAUAAGAGUACAAUGUGCUAUAUGUACGGAUUACGAUCUAUGUGUCCCUUGCUUUGCUGCUGGACUUACGACGGGGGAUCAUAAACCAUGGCACGAUUAUCAAAUAAUUGAACAAAAUACGUACCCAAUCUUUGACAGAAACUGGGGUGCCGAUGAGGAGCUAUUGUUGAUCCAAGGUUGUGAGACAUUUGGAUUGGGUAAUUGGGCCGACAUUGCGGAUCACAUUGGUAGUAGAUCGAAGGAGGAAGUGGCAGAGCAUUACUACAAGAUUUAUCUUGAAAGUAAGGACUACCCAUUGCCUGAAAUGAACAAGGACUUCACUUCAGUAUCACCGUUACAGUUCCUUGAAGAAAGAAAGGAGAGACUAGAGAGAAGGCGGAACAUGCCUUUGCCGCCACCGAAGGGCAAACCAGCAGCUUCGGUUCCACUUUGUCACGAGGUUCAGGGAUUCAUGCCUGGUAGAUUGGAGUUUGAUCACGAAGCAGAGAAUGAAGCAGAGGUUCCUGUAAAAGAUAUGAUAUUCGACCCUGAUGACCAGAUAAAUGAUAUUGAAUUGAAAUUGACUAUUCUUGAUAUAUACAAUUCCCGAUUGACAACCAGAGCAGAACGCAAACGAAUAAUGUUUUUGAAUAACCUCCUUGAAUACCGAAAGAAUAUAAGCAAUGACAAGAAAAAGUCCAAGGAGGAGAAGGAUUUGCUAAAAAAGGUUAAUGCAUUUAUACGGGUCUUGAGUCCAGAGGAUUUUGACUCGUUCACACGCGACCUUCUCACAGAAAUAAAGUGCCGCAUAAGAAUACAGCAACUACAAUCUUGGCGUCAAAAUGGAAUCACUACUCUCGAAGAUGGAGCAAAAUUUGAAAAAGACAAAGUGAUUAGAAGUGCACACUAUACAAGGAUGGGUAAUGGAGCGCUCAGUGCUAGACACUCAGCAACCCCAGGCAUCAAUGGCAAUGGCAAAAAGUACCCCUCUCCACAACCCGAUUUCAAACCAAAAGCGCCAGUUAAUAGAGCACCUUUGGAUAUAAGUCAUGCUGCUGAUUUUGAACUUCUUUCACCCGAGGAAAAGCAGUUGUGUGCAACGUUGAGAAUUUUGCCGAAACCAUAUCUAGCGAUCAAGAACCAAUUAAUGAAAGAAGCGGUGAAGAACAAUGGAGUAUUGAAGAAAAAGGAUGCUCGUCAAGCAUUAAAGAUUGAUGUCAAUAAGGCUUCCAAAAUUUAUGAAUUUUUUGUUCAAAUGGGAUGGUUGUCCCAGGGGUAA
This is a messenger RNA of Lodderomyces orthopsilosis Co 90-125, 1317 nucleotides long. RefSeq names its product chromatin-binding transcription regulator (gene ADA2). Gene Ontology annotation, cellular component: SAGA-type complex; nucleus. The transcript has a single exon. The coding region runs from base 1 to 1317 and encodes 438 amino acids. Gene Ontology annotation, molecular function: zinc ion binding; protein binding; chromatin binding. Gene Ontology annotation, biological process: regulation of transcription by RNA polymerase II; chromatin remodeling. NCBI's taxonomy places the organism in Eukaryota, Fungi, Ascomycota, Pichiomycetes, Serinales, Debaryomycetaceae. The record is from RefSeq and is a predicted model, not a curated record.